Messenger RNA from Hypomesus transpacificus, 3008 nucleotides. RefSeq lists its product as uncharacterized. Bases 317 to 2410 code for a protein of 697 amino acids. NCBI's taxonomy places the organism in Eukaryota, Metazoa, Chordata, Actinopteri, Osmeriformes, Osmeridae. Gene Ontology annotation, biological process: regulation of transcription by RNA polymerase II. The record is from RefSeq and is a predicted model, not a curated record. Gene Ontology annotation, molecular function: protein dimerization activity; transcription cis-regulatory region binding; nuclear receptor activity. The transcript has 9 exons. Gene Ontology annotation, cellular component: nucleus; aryl hydrocarbon receptor complex.
GUGCGAAGAGCUCGACAUGUCAUUCAGAGGAAUCCGCCACCUGAAACGCAAGGAAGUGAAGGCGACUCAAUUGGGUAUAAAGCAUCAACAUCUGCCCCGAGCAGUGCAAACUGAUGAAAACAUCAGGUCAGAACUCGGGUCGAGCAGUCGCUAUACUUUCCCGAGGAAUAACAAUAAAAAUAUCGCCGUCUUACAGUGACUUACAGUCUUAUCCAGUCAUAAUAUCUCAAUUCAACUGAAUGACAUUACCAACACUAUACUGGAAUUAAACAGUACACCUGCUUGCGCACCUGUUACCUACACGGAGCGCAAGACCAUGAUUCCGCCCGGCGACUGCAUGUACGCGGGCCGGAAAAGAAGGAAACCGGUCCAAAAACAGAAACCGACGUCUGUGAGUGAAAAGACCAACCCGUCGAAGCGCCACCGGGACCGCCUGAAUGCCGAGCUGGACCGCCUGGCCAGCCUGCUGCCCUUCUCCCCAGACAUCAUCUCCAAGCUGGACAAGCUCUCCGUGCUGCGCCUCAGUGUCUCCUACCUGCGGGUCAAGAGCUUCUUCCAAGCUAACCAUGAGAAAGUUCCAAGGAAGCACACCGGCGCAUCCGCCAACUCUGAGCCCAGGAAAGAGAGCCUUCCCCUGGGUAAUAACAUCACAGAGAGUGGCCUCGUCCUGGAGUCUCUGACAGGCUUUGCCCUGGUGGUGAGCAACGAUGGCAUGGUCUUCUACGCCUCCUCCACCAUUGUAGACUAUCUGGGCUUCCAUCAGACUGACGUGAUGCACCAGAACGUGUUUGACUACAUCCACGUGGACGAUCGCCAGGAGUUCAGGCGUCAGCUGCACUGGGCCAUGAACCCCCCGCAGCACAGAGGAGACCCACAGGACCCCCAGAUGGCAGCAGGCACCGGUGAGGACUAUGUGGUGAACAGCCUGUUCCAUUCUCAGGAGGCAGGGGGAGUACCUCCAGAGUUCUCCUCCUUCCUCAACAGGUGCUUCAUCGCCAGGGUUCGCUGCCUGCUGGACAGCACCUCUGGCUUCCUGACCAUGCAGUUCCAAGGGCGGUUGAAGUUCCUGCAGGGCCAGAAGAGGAGAUCUAUGUCAGGGGCCCUGAUGCCCCCCCAGCUGGCUCUGUUCUGCGUGGCAGUGCCUCUUCUGCUGCCCUCCAUCACAGAGGUGAAGAUGAAGACGAUGAUGAUGAGGGGCAAGCACAAGGGGGGGUCCGGGGGAAUCAUGGCACUGGAGCAGGGCGAGCGAGAGGAGCACCUCCAGAGACACUCUGUGGGCGGGGGAGGGAUGGAGGAGGGAGGGGGCGAUGAGCUCCUCCUCUCCUGCUCGACUCCCGGGGGGUCCCAACGCGGCCACCACGCCCCCUGGACCCCCCUCUCCAAAGACAACCUCAAGUACAAGAACGAGGGCUUUUACAGCCAGGAGCAACCCCUCAAUUACUGCAAGUCCUCCGUAGCAGCACACAAAGGCCUCAACCCAGGCCUGGAGAACGGUUGGCCACUCAGGCCCAGCUCGGGAUCCUUACGUGGGGGGCAAGGGGUGGGCUACGUCCCCUCUAACCGGUUGGGGAAGGUGAGCCACUACGGUAAGCCCUACCGGUUGUCCCCGGGGUGUCACGGAGGUGCAAGGGGCGGGGACGUCUAUGUGCCUAAACUGUAUGGGAGUCUCCAGAGCCCGGAGUCGGACGGCGGUUACUGCGUCGAGGUCAUGAAGAACGAGAAUGACUACGGAGGCGGAUGUUACGACUCCCGGUUCAUGCCCACGGAGAUGCCCAUCAAGGUGGAGCAGGACUCGGACUCUGAGAACGGCUGCGACACUUACGGGCGCCCCUGGCCGUGCCACGAGCCCGUGGAUCGUCGCUACGGUAACGCCGGUCAUGAAGGCAGCCUCCAGAUGAAGGCAGAGGCAGACUUCUACGAGCAGUACUCCCCCUGCCAGCGUGCCAAAGCUGGCAUUAGUCCGCAAUUCAACAACGGGCACUACCACAAUAUCUGCAGCAAUGGUGUUGUUAGCGCUGGUGGGCGUCCGUUGAAGUGUGUCCUCAACAAAGAGCACAGCUCCCAGUUCAGCCCCCAGAGACUGUCCCAUCCAGACCCCCUGUGCAGCAGCCAGACCAUCAACCUACUGGAGGCCCAUCUGUACACCGGCGCCCCCUUGGAGUCCCCCCUCCACAAGGCCUACCUGCAGGAGGACUACAAGUCCCAGGACUACAAGCUGAGUUACCAGGAGUUCAAAGGUCACGGACUGGUUCACACCAUCAAGCGGGAGCCAAUGGACUCACCACCCUGGUCUGAUGGGGGCCAUGACAUGUGCGGGAACAUGACAGGACAUGCUCAGCGGAACACUAUGGCCACCUGUGUGAUGAGCGCAGGGCAGCACAAAGCCAACCCUUACGCCUAUAUGCAAUAGAUAGAUACGCAGCUAUGUCCUUGAGAAACACAGGUCCAGUUUCUUAGGAGAAAUCACUGAUCUGACAUCACUGGCUAAGCUGAUGUACAGACAAUGAGCUAUUGUUUCACUCAUCCACUGGUGUUAGAUCAGAGAUUACCUCAAGGAAGGAAGGAAGGAAGGAAGUUGUAAUCAGGGUAGACAGUAUGAACUGUACAAUCAAUCCUUGUUCACCAGCAUUACACCAAUUAAGUUAAAUCCACUAACUACCAAUGUUUUCCAUGGCUGAUAUUGUGUUUUAAUCUGAUACAUUAAUUGAACUAAUGAAUUAAGUGGCCCAUGCAUUAACGAUUACAUGAGGUGCGGUAAUGAGUACAGGCUUGAAGGGACAGGCUGGAGAUUUUAGGCUGAAGAAAACGCUUCUUUUUGUUUAGAAGGUCUUCAGGACAAGACUCAGGUUCAGAGACGUUCAGUGUUGACACAAUCACAGAGCGAGGUGGGAGGGGGGGGGUGGGGGUCAAUCUAUUUUUUGUAAUUUUCUUUAUUGUUGCUGAGCAUAAACUGUAAUUACUAUUCAAAGCACUUUUUGAUAUAGUCAUGAUGAUGCAAACAUUUUCUA